CGAAGGACCCCUAGAGGACUAAGGCGCCGCCUCAAGGCCGCGCGAUGGAGCUGAUCGCGGGCUGCUACGAACAGGUUUUGUUCGGAUACGCGGUGCGGCCGGCUGAGAACUGGGCAGUUGUUUCUGAUUUCACCCACCACGCCCACAGUGCUUCAUUGUCAGCAGUCGCUGUGAAUGACAGAUAUGUCGUUACGGGCAGCCGGGAUGAAACUAUACAAAUCUAUGACAUGCAGAAGAAAGUAGAACAUGGGGCAUUGCUGCAACACAAUGGCACCAUCAGCUGCUUGGAAUUCUAUGGCAGGACACACCUGCUGAGUGGUGCUGAGGACGGCUUAAUAUGCAUUUGGAACGCCAAAAAGUGGGAAUGCCUGAAAUCAAUUAAAGCACACAAGGGACAUGUGACAUCUCUUUCUAUUCAUCCUUCUGGAAAGUUGGCUUUGUCAGUAGGAACAGACAAGACGUUACGAACAUGGAAUCUUGGAGAAGGAAGAUCGGCUUUCAUAAAAAAUCUAAAACAAAAUGCACAUCUUGUGAAAUGGUCACCUAGCGGAGAAUUGUAUGUGGUGGUUAUAGCUUCUAAAGUCAAUAUAUACAAACUUGCAACUGCUUCUAUCUCUGGCACCAUCGUUACAAAGAAAAACAUAUCUUCACUAAGAUUUAUUACAGAUUGCAUACUUGCUGUUGCCGGAGAUGACGAAUUGGUACGAUUAUUUGACUGUGAAUCACAGGACUGUCUUUGUGAAUUUAAAGCUCAUGAAAACAGAAUAAAGGAUAUAUACAGUUUUAAAGGGGAAGAUUUACACAUUCUGGUGACUGCAUCGAGUGAUGGAUACAUUAAGAUGUGGAGUCUUGAUCCUGACAAGAUUAAGAGUUCUCCAUCAUUGCUGUGUGAAGUCAAUACCAAAGCCAGACUCACUUGUCUUGCAGUUUGGCUCAAAAGCAAUUUGGAAGCUAAACAGACCUCUGAUGAAGCCAGAGCAUCUUCAUCUCAAGUAGAUGAAGAACCACGGAUUAAGAAGAUAUGCUGGACUGACAGUGGUAAGACAGCAGAGAGAGAUGGCCAAGAAGCCUCCAAGAAAAGAAAAUCUACAAAUGUACAGCAAAAGAAAAAAAAGAUUUUGCAGAGGCUGAAAUGA
This is a messenger RNA of Euleptes europaea (tarantolino), 1136 nucleotides long. It is a transcript of the gene PAK1IP1, whose product is annotated as PAK1 interacting protein 1. Lineage: Eukaryota; Metazoa; Chordata; Lepidosauria; Squamata; Sphaerodactylidae. Bases 45 to 1136 code for a protein of 363 amino acids. Gene Ontology annotation, molecular function: protein binding. The record is from RefSeq and is a predicted model, not a curated record. The transcript is spliced from 10 exons.